Messenger RNA from Plectropomus leopardus (leopard coralgrouper), 350 nucleotides. The record is from RefSeq and is a predicted model, not a curated record. NCBI's taxonomy places the organism in Eukaryota, Metazoa, Chordata, Actinopteri, Perciformes, Serranidae.
GACAGGCACAGGGACAGUGACAGGGGGCUGCAGCAGGAGUGGGAGGCGGGGGAGCGAUGGGGGAGUCGGGUCUCCUCGUGGAGGAGCUGCUGGCUCUUUGUCUCCAGAGGAUCACCAUGGAGGAGAAUGCCGCCAAUACUGAGCACGAGUUUGUCGACAUGUUGAGGAACUUCGAGGCAGUCAGGAAGCGCUGGCUGCUCGCCGAGCUCGAGUUGAAGAAAUACAAAGAGCUGCUGGUCAAGUCCGACGUGGCCAAAGCCGCUCUGGAGGUCAAACUGAAGCACGCCAGAAACCAGCUGGACGUGGAGAUGAAGAAACGCUACAAGAUCGAAGGAGACUACCAGUACCUG